AGUUAUGUUGUUUUCGCAUAAUGGUUCUCUGGAAGAAUCUCCCUUCUGAAAUGGAUGCUGUUGUCUCAACUCCUAGGACUGCCACCACAGCUGUUUUGGCCACCCUCUUCUUACUUGUCCAACUUUGUGAUGCCAACAAUGUAUACGCCAAGAGAGGCUCUUCCCUAGAGUUGCCCUGCCCAUGUCAAUCUUGUUCUGGUACUCAGGAAAUGUCCUGGUAUUAUGCCCAGCAAGGCAAAACAGUUUUACUCUUCCGCAAAUUCUCCAACGACCAUAUAAAGCGUUUUCCAAUUGCCUGGAGCUGGCUGGAGAUGCUUCAGAAUAACUCGCUUCAAUUUCACCAUGUGAGGGAUAAUGACACAGGCCGUUACUGGUGUGACAUGAACCAUUUUUAUGAUCUUGUGGUGGUGACAAGCAAUCAGCAAAGGAUGGAGUCCUACCAGGCUGAUAGCGUGUGCUUCAUCUUGAGCUGUUUAUUCCCAUCCAAGAAAUACUACAGGGAUGUGAUAACCUGGUGGGAAGGUAGAAAACAAAUCCUGGAUGCUGAUCAGAUGGGAAGACCCAGCAUAUUUAAGGGGGAAAGGGCCUCUCAACUCCACAUUUGCAUGAAAAAAGCAGCUCUGGAAAAAAGCAUGAAGAAGCAAGUCAAAUGCAGCUUUGCUCGGAAGACUGACAUCACGUUCAAGUUGACAGAUAAUCAUCACGAUCUCUGUACUUGUAGUACUUUGAUGCCUUCUUUUCAGGAUAUAGUGACAGUGAAAAAUGGUUUAUCGUCUCAAUGCUCAAAAGUCAAACUAAACGGAGUACCAUGGAUUCCACUGGCUGUUUGCAUUAUUUUGCAAUUUCUAAUCAUACUUACUCUGGUGGUAUUGUGGAGGAGGGGUUGUAGCCAGAAGUAUACAGACCAUCUGAAGAAGCCCCCAAAAGAUAUCCCCCUAUCUGAGUAUACACCACAGAUCUAUGAGAAUAUCUAACCAGGAGGUCUAUCGCUGUGACAAAGGAAAUAUUUUGGUUCUCACCGAGUCAGACAACCUUGGAACAAACCCAGCAACUCUUGACCAAUGUUAUGUUUUCCACAAUCAACCAUUUUUCCUGGCUUUUGUGUGUGCUUUUUAACCCUGCCAAGCUGUUCUUAAUCCUCUGAUCAACCUGCCAGGAUUGUAGCUCCCAUCAUCUAUUAGUUAGGUUGGCCGGUGAAGAUAGCUUGAUUUAGUGUAGCACAUCAGGAAAGCACCGGAGUAUGGUAGGACACAAAGAAACAAAGCCUUGGAUUUUGGAGAAUUUCCUCUCAUGUGAGUUAAAAGAAGCCUCCACCCAUCCUUGAGUCAGCAGAAAAGAAUGAGGGAUAACAUGUACGGUCUCCAUGGCUGAUUCGUCUCCUGCCUUGGUUUGAAGUUCACACAAAACUUGAUUUUUGUAAUUUUUCUCCAAGCAACAAAGCCGAAUGGAUUCAGCACACUUUGAAGCUGCCCUUGGGAGAUACCGAAAAUAGGAGGAAAGUACUAUUUUAAGAUCAAUACAGUUAAGGAUUGUUUAAGCCUUACUCAUGAGCCAAGGAGUAGAGAACAAUAAUAAGGUGGCUAUAAGGAAAAAAAAAAGGAGGACGGGGGUAGCCUGGGUAUAUUUAUGUUGU
Molecule: messenger RNA, 1633 nt
Organism: Pseudonaja textilis
Lineage: Eukaryota; Metazoa; Chordata; Lepidosauria; Squamata; Elapidae
Gene: LY6G6F
Product: lymphocyte antigen 6 family member G6F
Source: RefSeq, a predicted model, not a curated record